Molecule: messenger RNA, 438 nt
Organism: Ostertagia ostertagi
Lineage: Eukaryota; Metazoa; Nematoda; Chromadorea; Rhabditida; Trichostrongylidae
Source: the annotation of a GenBank genome assembly
AUGAUCACGAAUCUCAUCAGCAGCUCAGGCAUACUUAGUGUCAAGGUGCUAGUUGGUAUUCUCACUCCAAUCGUCAUCAAUUGCUCAACUAAAGAAAGUCUUCAGCUUGAGAUGCAAUCCCUUCAGGCGGUGAACAACAUGUGCUUGGGAGGCUUCUGCUUUGAUCGUGUCCUAUGUUCAUCGUUGCUCAAACGGUUGAAGGACAAUAUAGAGAAAUUGGAAAGCGAGUGUUUUAGACUUGUUGGACAGCAGUUCAACCUUGACAGCUCAAAGCAAGUGUCCGAGGUGCUCUUUUCUCGCCUCAAACUCAAUUGUCCCGGCGGUUCAUCAACAAAACGACAUCUUUCCACCAACAAAGCGAUUCUGGAGCAGAUGAAAACACAACAUCCAGUGGUAGCGAACAUUCUGCUGUAUCGUCGCUUCAAGCACGCUCUUACG